AUUCCCAUCGUCAGUCGUGCAGUGUAGGUACUCAACGCCUCAUCGAAAAUUUAUUAUGGAUUCUGCAGAUUUUAUCCACCAUUAUUCAGUAUUUACUUGUUGAAUUGUUAAGAAAGUUUGAGCAUAAAUAAAGGUUGGUAAUAAUUGAAAACUUAUGAGAUUUUAAACACAAAAAAACAAAUUGGAAUUUAAUAAGGUUUAAGUAAAUAAAUAAAUCGUUUAUAUUUGUCCUAUACUUUAAUCUAGAUAUGUACAGAACAUGUCUGUCUAUAAAUUAGUUGAUUGAUAUCACAAUUCUAUAGCAAUAAAACAAUAGCAUAAAAUAAUUGGUUCUUCAUAAAACGGUAGCAAUUAAUGUUAGUAUUUGUAUCCUAUAUGAUGUAAGUAAACAAUAGUAAAUCUAUCACCUAUUCGCCAUAGAUAUAAACUAGGGAUAUUCUGAGUAAUAUUUCAUUUUAUGAACCAAAGAUGUACUUUGUAUUUGGCAUGCCAUACAUAGAUGUUAACUGCCUUAAGUAUGACAUUGAUCUUCUUUAUUUUGAGGCUAGAAAUGCCUUCAACUUCUUUGGUAAGACGAAGGAAGCAUCGAUGGCUAAAAAUCUUGGGCUACAGUACAGAAGAUAUAAUCAAAUGGAGGAAAUUUGGUCUCAUAACCAUUGCUAUAACUGUUGUCUCCGCUCAUAUAUAUCUACAACAGUCUGAAGAUACACUUGUGGGUAAAAUGACAGGUUUGCAAGCCACAUCUAGAAAAUUAUUGGCCAACUCUACUUCUCAUGGACCAGAAUGGGAAUCGUGUGAUUUUGAAAAUAAUCAUAUUCCUGGACUGUGGAUAUUUUCACAUGCAGUCUGUGUAAUAAUCGUCUUUAUUGAGGAUGUUGCUGGGGCUACGUUCAUGGCAGGUGGAAGCUCUGCACCGGAACUUUUCACUUCCGUAGCUGGUGUUGCAGUGAAAACGGACGUUGGUGUCGGAACUAUCGUCGGCUCGGCAGUAUUUAAUCUGUUGAUCAUUAUCGCUUUAACUGGCGCUUUGGCUGGACAAGUUUUGAACCUUGACUGGCGUCCUCUCUUACGAGACUCUUUCUUCUAUGCCAUGAGUAUUGCUUGUUUCAUUGUCUUUUCUUGGGAUGCAAAAUUUAGUCAUUGGGAGGCCGCUGUGCUCUUAUGUCUUUACAUUGCCUAUAUCGGACUUAUGUUUGUGAAUCCCAACCUUAUGAAUUGGAUGUCAACGUGGCGGGGCUGCUGUAAAAGCUCAAUGAUUAACCCAACAUCGAUGGAAGAUGGGCCUGAGACGGAACAAACAGGAGCAGACGAAAAAAAUGAAAACAAACUGCGUAAGCAGUCUCUGGUUGGAGGUCAUGCUAGAAGAGUUUCAGUUAUCUCUCAAAUAUCUCACGAGCAAGAAGGAAAACAGUUUCAUCAUGAGAAGAGACAUUCAAUUUCGGCUGCUCUAAUGUCAAAAUCACCACCCCAUUCGCCUUCCGUUGUGAAUCAAGGACUCCACCUUUUCCAAAACGUAACAAAAGCUCAUCAAAAAGCCGAUAGUGGAUUUCAAAGCCGGGAAGCCUCCACUCACGAAAGUGUCAUUAAUUCUACUGGCGACGUUCAAUCAUCGCCAGAUAGACAAAAAUUACCACCCUUACAAAGCUCGCCUCCUAAUCAUAAUGAUAGCUAUCAGCUUCAAAAUCUUUCCUCACCUCCCCCAUUACCACCUAUUUCUAAUGGCAAUGAUCCAGUUAAUGGAAUUAAACAGAUGAACAGACCAAACCGUACAAGCGUAACUUCCCAACAAAACGACAUCAAAGAAGAAAUUUCAAAUGAAUCCAACGAAAAUGUUAAUAGAGAGAAUGACGGAGAUGAUACUGACCAUGAAGAAACUAUACGCUGUUGUCCAUGUUCCGGAUGUCCCAAAGUGCGAACCUAUCCUCCUAGCUGUGAAAUUGCUAGAACUGAAGGCGGUUGUCUCAAUUGGCUCAAAACAAUAGGACGUUGGUUAUUAUGGAUUCCAUCAUUUCCCUUUCUUUGCCUCUUCUCUUGGACAAUUCCAGAUUGCUCGAAACCUCAUUUACAAAAGUUUUUUCUCUUUAGCUUUUUUAUAUCGGUUGCAUGGAUUGCUCUACUCAGCUUUACUAUGGUUACACUGGUUGGACGUACUGGAUGCAUUCUAAACAUAGACAGCUACGUCAUGGGUUUAGUUAUUAUUGCCGUUGGCACUAGCAUACCGGAUGCCCUAAGUUCUGUUUUAGUUGCCAGGGACGGCUAUGGAGAUAUGGCUGUAUCAAACGCUAUUGGUUCGAAUGUAUUUGAUAUUAACCUGGGCCUGGGUCUACCUUUUCUCAUUCGUAUUGGAAUUGACAAAGGAGAUCCAAUCAAGCUGUUGCAAUUAGAUUCAGAAUGGAACGACUAUUACGACGGAACCAUGAAAAUUGUACCGCAUGCGAAAUUUGAUUAA
This is a messenger RNA of Dimorphilus gyrociliatus, 2449 nucleotides long. The record is from the annotation of a GenBank genome assembly. NCBI's taxonomy places the organism in Eukaryota, Metazoa, Annelida, Polychaeta, Dinophilidae.